AUGGUGCACUACGAUGAGAGUGAGGCCACCGCCAAAUGCCACGGCGGCGACGAGGUGGCCGUGACGUUCACGUCCACCGUGGUGCCGGCGCUGCCGCUGCAGGAGCACCGCCUGCCGCUCUCCAACCUCGACCUCAUCCUGCCCCCCAUCGACGUCAGCGUCUUCUUCUGCUACGCCGCCGGCGACGACUACGCCGCAGCUGGUACAGGUAGCCACCCCGCGCCGACCCUGAAGGCGGCGCUGGCCAAGGUGCUGGUGGCGUACUACCCGCUCGCCGGCGAGGUCGUGGCCAACGCCGCGGGGGAGCCGGAGCUGCUGUGCAGCGGCCGCGGCGUCGACUUCGCCGAGGCGGCCGCGGACGGCGUCGAGCUGCGGGAGCUGCGGCUCGGCCUGCCGGACGAGAGCGUCGAGGGGCUGGUGCCCAAGAAGAAGUCCGGGGUCAUGAGCGUGCAGGUUCGGAUCACUGCCAUACGUACAUGCUUCAUGCAUCGUGUUUGUUGCCUUGUUGGUGUACGUACGUCUAGCGUUCGUACGUACUGGCGUCAGCAUCACCUCGCCACGUGGAGCUAUUACCCAGAGUACUUUAGUGUUCAAUUAAAUCCAUGUGCUGGUCAACUGCUUCCAUCCUGUCGAACUCACCACCUCCAACUGCAUCUUGUGACCAAGUUUAAGUGCGGCGGCGCCGUCGUCGGCUGCACGUUCGACCACCGUGUCUGCGACGCCUACUCCUUCAACAUGUUCCUCGUCGCGUGGGCCGCCGCGGCCCGGGGCACGUCCAUCCCGCUGCCCCCGUCCUUCAACCGUUCAUUCCUCGCGCCGAGCAGCCCGCCUCCGUCGUGCACCGCCGGCACCCUCGCCGACCGCCUCUUCCUCCCCGUCAGCCUCGUGCCACCGCCGCCAGCCACAGCGGCACCACCCACAGCUUUCAACCGCAUCUACCACGUGGCCGCCGCCGAUGUCGCCGCGCUGCAGGCCUCGGCGGGACCCGGGCGCACGAAGCUGGAGGCGUUCACGGCCCACCUGUGGCAGCUCUACUCCAGGGCGGCGACGCCGCGGCAGGACUCGUGCUGCAUGGGCGUCGUUGUCGACGGGCGCGGCCGCUUGUGCCCCGACGGCGCCAUGAGGCCCUACUUCGGCAACGUGCUGACCAUCCCCUACGGCGCGUUCGGCGCCGCCGACCUGCGCGACAUGGCGCUCGCGGACGUGGCGGAGGACGUGCACCGAUGGGUGGCGGAGGCGGCGACGGGCGAGCAUUUCCAGGGGCUGGUCGACUGGGUGGAGGCGCAGCGACCCGAGCCCACGGUGGCGAGGGCUUACAUAGGCGGCGGCGACGACGACGGCGGCGAGGGGGAGACGGCCUCGUGCGUGGUGUCGUCGGGACUGAGGCUCCCGUUCGGCGAGGUGGACUUCGGGUGGGGCCGUCCGGCGUUCGCGUCGUACCACUUCCCGUGGCCCGGCGGCGCCGGGUACGUGAUGCCGAUGCCGAGCGCGCGCGGGGGCGGGGACUGGGUGGUGUACGUCCACGCGGCGCCGGAGGUGGUGAAGGUGAUGGAGGAGGAGCCGACGGUGUUCAGAGCCCCGGUGAGCAGCGACAUAUUCGGGUGA
This is a messenger RNA of Triticum turgidum subsp. durum (durum wheat), 1605 nucleotides long. NCBI's taxonomy places the organism in Eukaryota, Viridiplantae, Streptophyta, Magnoliopsida, Poales, Poaceae. The record is from the annotation of a GenBank genome assembly.